Molecule: messenger RNA, 3095 nt
Organism: Aquila chrysaetos chrysaetos
Lineage: Eukaryota; Metazoa; Chordata; Aves; Accipitriformes; Accipitridae
Gene: HP1BP3
Product: heterochromatin protein 1 binding protein 3
Exons: 13
Coding region: 501-2177 (558 amino acids)
Biological process (GO): heterochromatin organization; nucleosome assembly
Cellular component (GO): chromosome; nucleus; nucleosome
Molecular function (GO): nucleosome binding; DNA binding
Source: RefSeq, a predicted model, not a curated record
GGUGAGGCGCGGGGGCGGCCUGGUGAAGCUGCCGGAGGGGCCCGGGAGCUCCCCUCAGCGCCGCGCCCCCUCCCUGACAGGCCUCGGGGGAGGUGUCUCGUGACGAGUCGCGACACUCAGCGCGGACAGGGGGGGCUGUCGCGGUGGGCAGGGCGGCCUGCUUUCCACCACCAAUCCCCCCCCCUUCUCCGGUCAUACCCGGGGAGGCCCGCGGUGCGCCGGGCUCGCCCCCGUCCAGGCCCAAGGAGGCGGCCCCGGCCCUCGGGUGUCGCCGGGCCGGGGAGUUGCGGGUGCCGCGGCCGGGCCUUGGCCAGGUGCGGGUCCCCGACCCCUCGUCGUCUCUUGACAAAGGAAGUGCGGGCGUCAAAACCGCUUCUCCCGUCCCGCUGACACCUGGUUGACUCCUCACUGCACUGUGAAAACCAUUAGGAAAAAGUCCUUGGGGUUAAAACCUGGGGCUCCACAGUGUUACCUGCACUUGGGGCUAGAAAUUAAUUUAAAUGGCGACUGAUCUGUCUGAAGCUGAACCCGUGCAUCAUAAGGCGCUUCCACUCUUAACGGGAGCUCAGCUGAUCCACACGGACAAGUUAAGUGAGAAAGUUGAAGACGACACAAUGCCGAUCCGUCGCUCGGUGAAUUCUUCUUCCCGGGAAACUCCUCCCAAAAGCAAACCUGCUGAAGGUGAAGAGGUCAAAGCGGAUGCAGAAGUCACCUCUGAGGAAUCUGCCUCUGUUGGAGAAGAACAAGAGAAUGAAACCCUGCCUGCUGCAUCUGGUGAAGCAGAACAGCCAAAGGAACCUGAGAAUGAAGGGAAGGGGGAAACAAAGUCCUCAGAAGAAACCAAAAAGGACGAGAAGGAUCAGUCUAAGGAAAAGGAGAAGAAGGUGAAAAAGACCAUUCCUGCAUGGGCUACUCUUUCUGCUAGCCAGCUAGCUAGAGCACAGAAGCAGACUCAGAUGGCUGCCACCUCACGUCCCAAAAUGGAUGCUAUUUUAACUGAGGCCAUCAGGGCAUGCUUUCAGAAGAGUGGUGCAUCGGUCGUUGCAAUACGUAAAUACAUUAUCCACAAAUACCCUUCCCUGGAGCUUGAGAGGAGAGGCUAUCUUCUAAAGCAAGCAUUGAAAAGGGAGCUGGAGAGAGGAAUCAUUAGACAGGUGAAAGGAAAGGGAGCUUCUGGGAGCUUUGUAGUGGUGUCUAAUGCAGGAAAAACUGUUCCAAAAGCCAGAGACAGAAAGAAAAGCACUUCCACUUCGACUGCAGAGCAACAAGUCAAGCUGGAAGAUAUCCUGCCACUGGCUUUCACCCGCCUCUGUGAGCCGAAGGAAGCUUCUUACAGCCUGAUCAAGAAAUAUGUGUCUCAGUAUUACCCCAAACUCAAAGUAGAUAUAAGACCCCAGCUGUUGAAGAAUGCCCUGCAGAGAGCUGUAGAGAAGGGCCAGUUAGAGCAGAUCACAGGGAAGGGAGCAUCUGGGACAUUCCAGCUGAAGAAAUCAGGGGAGAAGCCCCUGCUGGGUGGGACUCUGAUGGAAGAUGCCAUCCUGUCUGCUAUUGCGGCCAUGAACGAACCGAAGACCUGCUCCACCACAGCGCUGAAGAAGUAUAUCCUGGAAAACCACCCAGGGACCAACUCCAACUUCCAGGUGCAUCUACUGAAGAGAACCCUGCAGAAAUGUGAGAAGAAUGGCUGGAUGGAGCAAAUUUCUGGAAAGGGCUUCAGUGGAACCUUUCAGCUUUGCUUCCCUUAUUAUCCUAGCCCAGAUGUGCUCUACCCAGAGAAGCAGCAGGAUGAGGACUCUGAGGAAUCUGAUGAGGAAGAAGAGGAGGAAUCUGAGGAGGAAGAAGAAUCUGAAGAGGAAGAGUCUGAGGAGGAAGAGCCACCACCAAAGAAGAGGAUGCAGAAGAGACCACCUCCAAAAUCACGGAGCAGGGCCCCUGCCAUGAAGCGAAGAGAGUCCAAACCCAAGCCAAGAAAAACCCCCGCAGCCCGCCGGGGGAAAGCAAAGCCCCCUCCCAAGGUUAAAACCCCUGCUAAGAAAGCCAAACCAGCAGCCCCAGCCAUCAAGAAACCCUCUGGUGGCAGCUCUUCCAAGAAACCAGCAGCCAGCGGGAGGAAGGAAGUGAAACCUUCCGCCAAGGGCAAAUCCACCAUGAGGAAAUCUCUCCGGGCAAAAAAGUAAAAUUUUUCCACUGUCAGGGAAUCCCAUGGUCAAAUCCACAAUCUUGUUUUAUAAGUCAACGUGCAUUUGUAUUUUAGUUCUGAUGCUUAAACACUUCUUUAAUUUUUUUUUUUUUUUUUUUUUUCUUGAAUGAUGGGGAAAAAGCUGAAAACUAAAUCAAACCAACCCGAGCAUUUGUUAGAUCUCAAUGCUGUGCCUCAUGUCUGCCCCUCCCCCUGGAACAAGUCAUCUUUAGUUUCUGCAAUAAUUUUACGACUUUUCUAGGACAUAUAUAAUCUGUACAUUUUACGGUGUUCCUCUUGGGUUUGGGGGGGAGGGUUGGCUUUUAAAAAUUCUUCAAAGAAGAUCUUUAUAUCUUUAGACAGCAGGAACAGGAUGAUUGGGGGAAUGUGAUUCUUAAUGAGAAGGUACAACGGCAGAAGAGUCCUUCCUAGAUCCCCUGCAUGAUGAGGUCCUUAACGCUUCUGUGAAGAAGCAGUGUAUAUACAACACUUGCACUGAGUCCUGGAGGUGCUUCUUUCUGUUCGGCCAUUAGAGCGACAGGCUGAGGAGGCGGCGCAUUCGGCUCCUUCAGACCAACAAGGUUUGUUUGACGGUGAGUCAGAUCUUCAGUAAACGGAGGCUGCAGCGUCUACUGAUCGUCUGAUGCCAGAGGGGCUCCAGAAGGGGUAGUUCUCGGUUAGGCGGGUGAUUUGAAUUAGUGUUUCCACGCCACAUCUGUUACCUUAAAACCAAAAUAUAUAAAAGUCUUCUUGAAUCCAACUUUCAAAUGUUUUUAAGAGAUGAAGAGCCUGAGUUUUGUCACCUCUUGUUUACCCUUUUUUAAAGAAAAGUUGGAGAGCUAUACAAUUGCUAAUGUAGAGAUGUUGAUAAGUGAAGAACAUGCAGUUUGCUAAAAUAAAAUGAAACUAGAUUCCA